Molecule: messenger RNA, 1368 nt
Organism: Arctia plantaginis
Lineage: Eukaryota; Metazoa; Arthropoda; Insecta; Lepidoptera; Erebidae
Source: the annotation of a GenBank genome assembly
AUGAAUGAGAAUAUAGUGGAGGCAGAGGAAGCGGAGCUGGACACAGGCUUGUGCGUGUGUAAAGAUGGGCCAACCCUGGCCAUACUAAAGGAUGUACAGAGGAUGUAUGAAGAAAAGAUGAACUUGAUUGAAAGAAUUGGUGGAUCUAAGAAGUUGCAGCUACAACUAGAUGUACUCAGAGCGUGGGUAAACGAUCUGGUUGGUCAGAACACGUUACUGGUGCGUGCUGUCGAAGAUUUGGAAGCCGAAGCGACAACUAAAUUAGUGUAUGAACGCAAAAGACAGUCCGAGGUGGUGUCCGAGCUCCGGUCGGAACUAGCGGCUGUGCGCCGGCGUCUGGCGCGUAAAGAUUCUGACUUGCGCGGGCUCGUCGAAGUGUUGAGGCGACUGAGAGAAUUUGACAACUGCACGCUUGACGGUAUUCACUUCUUCGAAAUCACGGAGUCCGAUAUCUUCGGAUCAUUUGAGUGGCGACAAAAGAAAUUGACUGGCUAUCCGAGAUAUUCGAAGAAGGGCUGCGGCAAGUUGUGUGAAUUAAAACUGCUGAAUGAAACGCUGAAGAAGGAGAAUGUUGCAAAAGAUAGAGAAAUAAGACAGCUUAACAAAGAUGCUCAACAAUACGAACAGACGAUCUUGAAUUUACGGAAAGAGAUUUCACUCACCAAGUGUACUAAUACUCCCGAUGUGUCUAAGAGGGACGCCGAGGUAAUGGCCGGCAUGUGCUGCACCGGAACUGAGUGUGGCGACUGGGAGCCUGUAAAGGACUUCUCGGAGAUGUUGCAAGAUGAAACUCUACAAUUUCAGGAGCGAAUACAACAAAUGGAGUCCAAUCUUAAGUCGAGCAGCGACAGUGUACGCGCUCUUCGCAAGGUGAACGUAUCUCUGACUGAAGAGAUGCACGCCAUGCGACGGCUGUGCGCGGCCCUGGUCGAGGAGAAUCGGGCCGCCUCCGUACGUGCGCAGUUCAAGGAUGAUAUUAUCCGUGAGAUGCGUCGCCAGCUUAAACAGGCUAAAGCUAAGCUUAAGGAAACAUCUGAAGCGACAGAGUUGAAGCCCAAGGACUUCGUGAGCGGCGACGGCGAAUGUCCUCGUGGGUCGUCUGCGUCGUACGAAUCGGUGACGAUCGAAUGCGUACGCGCACAGCCGCGGCGCAAACGAGACGUUCCAUUGCGCGAGAGUCUGUUACAUCGUGACGCUACUGGAAAUGAUAGUUUAAUAAAAACGGAUAUAGAUCAUAGUAAUGUUCUUCGUGGGCAUACUGUCUCGUCGAAUGCUAUCUCGGAUGCAGCCACUUGCGAGGAGAUGAGAGCGUACGACUGUGGACACACUCAGGAAUCUGACGAUGAUGCUUUCCUUAACAGAGAGUGA